UUCGACACCACCAACAGUUGGAACAUUUGCUGUAGACACCGACCACGCAGCCGACCUAGACAGACACCAGAUGGGUUGGAUGACCUGGCGUCAGACCACACCUACUAAUGGUGUGCUAAAUCUUGCUUGGCUUGGAUUUGUUGAUCCUCACUCUGAUGUAAGCUGCUACUACUUCACUGUUGGUAGCAGAUACUCAGCAUCCGACUUUUCUCCUGAUGGGCCUAUUGAAGUCGUUCCAGACAACAGUACCGGUACUAUAGUUGUUGAUGGUGACAAAGUUUACAUGGCAUCAAUACCUGUAAAAGGUGACAUCCAAUCAACGGUUGUGUUGUAUAUUUCACUUUGGGCUUUUAAUGGAGUAAGUAGCCCGAUUGAAUGUAUUAAAUAAAAGUAAUUUUGCAGG
This is a messenger RNA of Anneissia japonica, 403 nucleotides long. RefSeq lists its product as uncharacterized. The record is from RefSeq and is a predicted model, not a curated record. Lineage: Eukaryota; Metazoa; Echinodermata; Crinoidea; Comatulida; Comatulidae. The coding region runs from base 71 to 388 and encodes 105 amino acids. The transcript has 2 exons.